AUGAGGAGACUGGGAUGCUGUCCUAAUCAAAUUACGUUGUCCAGUGCCUUGAGUGCUUGUGCAGGUUUUUCAACUCUUGUAUUUGGAAUGCAAAUUCACGCAAGCCUAAUAAAAUUUGGCCAGCCAGUUGACAUUAUAUUAUCAAGCACCCUUGUCGAUAUGGAUGCUAAAUGUGGGGAUAUUAGUGCUGCAGAUAGUGCUUUUGAGUCGAUACCAGAGAAGAAUUUGGGGUCGUGGAAUUCCAUCGUAGGAGGUUUUGCGGGACAUGGGCUUGGAGUGAAAGCAUUGGAGAAGUUUGAAAGUAUGAAGAAUCUGGGCACUAAGCCAGAUGAAAUUACGUUGGUGCAUGUUCUGUCUGCGUGUGCACGUGGUGGAUUAGUAGAUGAAGGUGAGAUGCACUUUGAGAAAAUGGAAAGAGAAUAUGCGGUAAAACCAGGGAUUCAGCAUUUUGCCUGUAUGGUGGAUCUUUAUGGGAGAGUAGGGCAAUUGGAGAAGGCUGUGGAAUUGAUAAGAAAAAUGCCAUUUGACCCUGAUGUUGUAAUAUGGGGAGCUUUGCUCGGAGCUUGUGGACUGCAUUCAAGUCUGGAAGUCGGGUUGUUUGCUGCAGAAGAGAUGCACAAACUGGAACAAGAUCAUCCUGCAGUUUAUUCGUUGCUUACAAAGAUUCAAGGUGAGAAGGGAAUGUGGAAUCAAGUAACAGAGCUGAAGAACAUGAUGAAACAAAGUGGUGCUAGAAAGCAAAAAGCUGGUAGCUGGAUCGAGUCACCUACUUGA
Molecule: messenger RNA, 774 nt
Organism: Papaver somniferum (opium poppy)
Lineage: Eukaryota; Viridiplantae; Streptophyta; Magnoliopsida; Ranunculales; Papaveraceae
Product: pentatricopeptide repeat-containing protein At1g20230-like
Exons: 1
Coding region: 1-774 (257 amino acids)
Biological process (GO): RNA modification
Molecular function (GO): protein binding; RNA binding
Source: RefSeq, a predicted model, not a curated record